This is a messenger RNA of Theileria orientalis strain Shintoku, 960 nucleotides long. Its product is annotated as transcription elongation factor. The record is from RefSeq and is a predicted model, not a curated record. Gene Ontology annotation, biological process: DNA-templated transcription. Bases 1 to 960 code for a protein of 319 amino acids. Gene Ontology annotation, cellular component: nucleus. NCBI's taxonomy places the organism in Eukaryota, Apicomplexa, Aconoidasida, Piroplasmida, Theileriidae. The transcript has 3 exons. Gene Ontology annotation, molecular function: zinc ion binding; nucleic acid binding.
AUGGUUGCGGAUGUGUUAGUUUUAAAACAGAGAAUUGAUAAUCUCUCAAGUACUCUUUCUAAAGGCGCUUUUACCGAUUCUCUGAAAAGUGAUUUCGACGCGUGUUUGGAAGCACUGGAGUCACUAAAGGUUGACCGGGAGGUGCUUCAGACUACGAGGAUCGGAACGUCGCUAACAAAGCUGUCAAAAUCACUGGAGAACCACUGCAAAGACUCGUCCAGUAAGAUAACGUGCAUCAUUGAGAGGUGGAAGAGUCAGUUGAGAUCAGUGAACGCAACUAACGCCACGAAGAGGCAGAAGACGGCUGAUGGCGCCGAUUCCACCACUAGGAAGGAAAAGGCUUCGGUCUCUGAGUCCAAUAUUCCAAGUUUCAGUGACACCAGGGAGGACAGCAAGGAAGAAGAGUUGGACCUGCCAGCCUACUCAGGGCCCGUUCAUAGCGAAGUGGUCAGAGACAAGGCGCUGAGGUACCUGUUCAGAUGCUUCCUGGUAGGCCAGGACUUCGGGCCGGAAUUGAACAAGUUAAACGCGCUGGUGUACGAAAUCGAAAACGCCCUGUACGACCACUACGUGGUCAACAAGAACGCGCAGAAGGAGUACAACCUGCAGCUUAAGUGCAUCUCCUUUAACUUCAAGGACAUCAAAAACACAUUCUUCAACUACAAGGUGUACUCGGGAGCAAUACCAGUGUCGGAGCUGGUGACAAUGAGUUCACUACAGAUGGCCUCGGACGAAAAAAAAAUGCAAAGGAGCGUGAUCCUGGAACAGUCGCUGGAGGCAUGCCAGUCCGACUGGGCAAUCAAGAACAUAUUCCUGAACCAGAAGAGCAAGGGGCAGUUCAAGUGCGGAAAGUGUAACUCGAGACAGACGACGUACUAUCAGCUGCAGACGCGGUCCUCAGACGAGCCCAUGACGACCUUCGUGACGUGCCUAAACUGCAAGAACCGCUGGAGGUUCUAA